Messenger RNA from Ricinus communis (castor bean), 1556 nucleotides. RefSeq names its product DNA-directed RNA polymerases II, IV and V subunit 3. NCBI's taxonomy places the organism in Eukaryota, Viridiplantae, Streptophyta, Magnoliopsida, Malpighiales, Euphorbiaceae. Gene Ontology annotation, cellular component: RNA polymerase II, core complex. The record is from RefSeq and is a predicted model, not a curated record. Gene Ontology annotation, molecular function: DNA binding; protein dimerization activity; DNA-directed RNA polymerase activity. Gene Ontology annotation, biological process: DNA-templated transcription. Bases 141 to 1097 code for a protein of 318 amino acids. The transcript is spliced from 3 exons.
CAGACUGAAACGACAACGUUUUUCUGCCAGCUCAUAAUUGCCAAAACCCCGAAUCAUAGAGUUUUAGAGCAGAAAAACAAUCAAAAUACCCCGAGACACACACAUAAACAGUGUGUUACAGAGAGAAACGUCAAAGGAAAAUGGAAGGAGCAUCCUACCAACGCUUUCCAAGAAUCAAAAUCCGAGAACUCAAAGACGACUACUGCAAAUUCGAGCUCCGAGACACAGACGCGUCAAUGGCCAACGCGCUUAGGCGCGUGAUGAUAGCAGAAGUACCCACUGUCGCUAUCGACCUGGUCGAAAUCGAAGUUAACUCUUCAGUUCUGAACGACGAAUUCAUCGCUCAUCGUCUCGGUCUUAUUCCUCUUACCAGUGAACGUGCAAUGAGCAUGCGCUUCUCACGUGAUUGUGACGCUUGUGAUGGUGAUGGUCAAUGUGAUUAUUGCUCUGUUGAGUUUCACCUUCGUGCUAAAUGUAUCACUGAUCAAACCCUAGAUGUUACUAGUAAGGACUUGUAUAGCUCUGAUCACACAGUCGUUCCUGUUGAUUUUUCCGAUUCUUCUGGUUAUGAUUCCUCUGAGCAAAGGGGGAUUAUUAUUGUGAAGCUGCGAAGAGGGCAGGAAUUGAGAUUGAGAGCAAUUGCUAGGAAAGGGAUUGGGAAGGAUCAUGCAAAAUGGUCACCUGCAGCGACUGUAACAUUCAUGUAUGAGCCAGAUAUUCAUAUCAACGAGGAUCUGAUGGAAAGUUUGUCACUUGAGGAGAAACAGAGUUGGGUUGAAAGUAGUCCUACUAAAGUGUUUGAUAUCGAUCCUAAUACUCAACAGGUUGUAGUGGUUGAUCCUGAAGCAUACACUUAUGAUGAAGAAGUAAUCAAGAAAGCAGAAUCUAUGGGGAAGCCAGGGCUUGUGAAUAUCCAGGCCAAGGAAGACAGUUUUAUAUUCACAGUUGAAUCAACUGGUGCAAUUAAAGCUUCUCAUCUGGUACUCAAUGCCAUAGAAAUUCUGAAACAAAAAUUGGAUGCUGUUCGCCUUUCAGAGGACACUGUGGAAGCUGAUGAUCAAUUUGGAGAGCUAGGUGCCCACAUGCGCGGAGGAUGAUCUAGUUUGCAAAUAGAGUUAUUAGUUGAUCCUUGUUGGCCCCUAAGAAAAUUAUCACCUUCUGUUUUACUAUGCGUCAUUUACAAUAUCUUAUGCUAACUGCAUCUCUUUUAUGCCAUGUACAUCUCUGCAUCUGUAUGAGACAUUGACUUCUACCUACUGUACUAGGCAACGAUGCUUAUUACUUUGAUACAGAGAGUGCCAUGAUUAUGAUGCAGAAUCUUGGUGCUCUAACUUGGAUUCUUGGUUGCCCUGCUCAACAAUGUGAGCCAAGUCCAGAUGGCAUCUUUUUUUACCCCCUUGAAAUUAUGCUGGAUGGGAUUCUUCAUGAUUUUAGAUAUCACAAAAAAAAGAAAAAGAGGAUGUAUGAUAGAUGUUUUCACAACUAUGACUUUAGAAGACACACUGACUUGCUGAAUUUUACAAGAUGUUUUGUUUAAUGAAAUGAAAAUUUUCUUA